GACCUCAAGGACGUCAUCGAGCUCACAUGGUAAAUAACAUAGUCGCUCUACUCCUGAAUCUGCGAAUGCAUGGCGACCUGGGGAGGAUAAUAUCUUGACGCCAUUUAAGAGAUCGUUCCAUUGUCAUGUUUUGCUAUCGAACUUUGGAACCUGUGACAUCGAGAGGACAUCCAUGCAUCGGAAGCUUUGCCGGCUUCCCGAUCUGCUCGUGUUAUUCUGUGGUUGAGCAAAUGAUGCUAUGGGAGCCGAUGGUACGAGGCGUCUGCUACCGGUACGCAAUGCUUGAAGAAGAUAGGAAUCGUAGUGUUGAGUUGCAGCCUUCUAGGUUCGGCGGGAAUUGGGCCGCGUGUCCGCCUGGCGUUUCAACGGCCUUCCAAUCCUUAAAUCUGGCACCAGAACUUAUAUUUUGGCUUGGCGCACAAGACUAGUGACACAUCUGAUCCAUGCGAGGACGUUCAGUGCAGCAUCUAGA
This is a messenger RNA of Didymella exigua CBS 183.55, 472 nucleotides long. RefSeq lists its product as uncharacterized. The transcript has a single exon. NCBI's taxonomy places the organism in Eukaryota, Fungi, Ascomycota, Dothideomycetes, Pleosporales, Didymellaceae. The record is from RefSeq and is a predicted model, not a curated record. Bases 126 to 428 code for a protein of 100 amino acids.